Molecule: messenger RNA, 549 nt
Organism: Penicillium brasilianum
Lineage: Eukaryota; Fungi; Ascomycota; Eurotiomycetes; Eurotiales; Aspergillaceae
Source: the annotation of a GenBank genome assembly
AUGUGCAUCUCCACCGUGGACCACCAGCGCAUCCUCAAGGACCCCUCCCUGCUCCCAGCGGUGGACCUGGCACCAGUUGACGCGGCCAAGGCGGGGCUGGAGCUGAUCGUCCACGACGACGCCGCGCGCUACGACGGGCUCUCCGUGGAAGAUGUGCGCGAAGGCUUCCACGCCCUAUGUACGGACGGUGACCCCGCCGCGCCGUCAGUCGCGGAGCUCUUCGUGAACCCACACAUUCUGUCUGUACGAAUACGCGCCGGACUGCCGGUGUCGGCGGUCGUGUGCUUGAUGGUGGACGGGGAGGUGCUGCGCGCGGUGGGCCAGGACCUGCGCAGUGAGUACGGCGAGGGCCUGUUUGUCAAGGCCAUUGAGCGAUUGCCUUGUCUAGGAUCCGACCACGCGGCGGUGGCAUGGAUCAGCUUUUGUCGCCGAUACGGCGCACCGCUGGUCUAUAAUGGCUCAUGGCCAAUGGAUCUGGAGUUGGAGUCUGCCGGCAUUGACUCCGGUAAGCUGGCCGAGAUCGAGGAGGCUUAUGCAAGGGGAGAGUAG